GUUUGCCCUUGUGGUUGUGGGGUACGAUUCGCACGAAAACGAAAUUUCUCGAAAGGUUUUGUUGCCAGAGAUAAUAUUAAAAAAAAAAAAAAAAAAAAUCUAAAUGUCGCAACACUCACGCGUGAUGACCUUGUACAAAACGUUAUUACAUCUUGGGAAGGAAUACCCAGGUGGUUACCCAUACUUCCGCAACAAACUGAAAAAUGCCUUUAUGAAAAACAGUAGUCUAAAAGAUCCAAAGGAAAUUGACUCAGCAAUAGCAAGAGGAGAAUUUGUUAUCAAAGAAUUAGAAGCACUCUACAUGCUUAGAAAGUACCGUGCAUUGAAGAAAAGGUAUUAUGAAGAUUGAAGCUGUAUUUAGAGUUACCAAUACACAGUUAUGAAAUUACA
Messenger RNA from Daphnia magna, 390 nucleotides. RefSeq names its product electron transfer flavoprotein regulatory factor 1. The transcript has 3 exons. Bases 104 to 349 code for a protein of 81 amino acids. Gene Ontology annotation, biological process: respiratory electron transport chain. Gene Ontology annotation, cellular component: mitochondrion. NCBI's taxonomy places the organism in Eukaryota, Metazoa, Arthropoda, Branchiopoda, Diplostraca, Daphniidae. The record is from RefSeq and is a predicted model, not a curated record.